This is a messenger RNA of Solanum verrucosum, 1704 nucleotides long. Its product is annotated as disease resistance protein RPP13-like. Lineage: Eukaryota; Viridiplantae; Streptophyta; Magnoliopsida; Solanales; Solanaceae. Gene Ontology annotation, molecular function: ADP binding. The record is from RefSeq and is a predicted model, not a curated record. Bases 1 to 1704 code for a protein of 567 amino acids. The transcript has 3 exons. Gene Ontology annotation, biological process: defense response to other organism.
AUGCCGAAAAAAAGCAAGAACAAGAUAACCUCGUGCAGCAAUGGAUAUUUGAAAGCCGUUGCUAAUGAAGCUGUGUACAUCUUAGAAGAAUACAGUUUGGAUGCGGCAAAAGAUGGUGAUUAUGCUGUUGGAUUCAUUGAUCGUCUCAAGGCUUGUUCUUGCAUCUGUCAGAAAGAGGCCAAAUUCCGCAACAUUGGGAAGGACAUCCAGUCCCUCAAGGAAAGAGUCAUGGAUAUCUCUCGAAAACGAGAUACCUAUGGUAUUACUCAUAUCAAUAAUAAUGCUGGAGAAGGGCCAAGUUGCAGUGAAGAAAUGCUCAAAUUUCGGAAGGAGAUGUCAGAGAGAGAUCUAGAAAACCACCUUCGUAAUCUAUUGAAAGAGCGCAAAUAUCUUGUGGUGGUUGAUGAUCUAUGGCAUCAAGAAGCCUGGGAAAGCCUGAAAAGAGCCUUACCGGAUAACAACAAUGGCAGUAGAGUUAUCCUUACAACACGAAAGGAGAACGUGGCUGAAAGAGUCGAUGACAAAGGUGGGCUACUUUCCUACAGAAAGGGGUUGCACGAAUGGCAAAAGGCAAAGACACACCUUUGGCAGCAUAUGAAGAAUGACUGUGUUGAGAUCUCUCACAUCCUAUCAUUAAGCUACAAUGAUUUGUCAUCUGAGCUCAAGCAAUGCUUUCUAUACAUUGGCAUUUUCCAAGAAGAUCAUGUGAUUGACGCUGAAAAGUUGAUGCACCUCUGGCUGGCGGAAGGAUUCAUACCAAGAAUUCGAGAAGAACAUAUGGAGGAUAUUGCUGAAAACUUCCUACAUGAGCUAAUAAGUCGUAGCUUGAUUCAAGUGGCCGAGACAUUCUUCGAUAAAAUUUUUGCAUGUAAAAUACACGACCUACUUCGGGAUCUUGCUGUACAAAAGUCCAUGGAGGUUAACUUGUUUGACAUUUAUGAUCCAAGAGUAAACUCGGUCACUCCAUUUCGUCUCCGACAUGCUAUUCAUGUGCAAACUGAAACGUAUCUUUCACUUGAUCUUUCUAAAUUGAAGGUAAGAUCAAUAUUGUUCUUUGAUAUGGCAUUUAGGAUCUUGGACCACAGUAAAAUGUCCAGGAUAUGCUGUACGACGUUCCCGCAUCUAUAUGUGCUGGACUUGGAGAACAUCCAUUUUAGUGGGGGUGAUCUACAUGAUGCUAUAGGCAAUUUGGUACACCUCAAGUUCUUAGGCUUGUGUAAUACCAAUCUAUUCAAACUCCCACCUUCCAUUGGCAAACUAAAAUGCCUACAAACGCUGGAAGCAUUGAUAUUGGAUAGUUGCUCAUGCGAACUACCUCCUCAGGUAGCCCAGCUCACAAAUUUGAGACAUUUAGUUGCUCGAUAUGAGGUUCCCGUGCAAGUUAACAGGCUGAAAAAUCUACGAACUUUGAAAUUUAUUCGUUGUGAUCAGUGGAAACAUACUGAUGCUUCUGGUUUAGUCAACCUUCAAGAAUUGGGCAUGGAACAAAUUAAGAAAUCUUACUCCCUAAAAUCCAUUGGCAGCCUGAAAAGCCUCACCACCUUGUUUCUAAUUUGCAUUUAUGGUGGAACUUUUCCUCCCCUUGAACCUCUUUCUUCUUGUGAAAACCUUCACAGAUUGUGGUUAUCAGGGAAAAUAGAAAAACCAGCAAAUUUAAUCAAUCUGCCAAAAUCCAUCACUGUGUUAGUCCUACAAUCUACAUAG